UUUUGAGGACUAAAUUUCCCCAAAUUUCUCUCAUCCCCCUCCUCCGGAUUCUUCUCCGUCACCGAUAAGACAGAGAGGCAAAGAUUCCUACGACGGAAGAUCUCCGGUGAACGGAUUAAGGCGGAGUUAUCAUUUUCAGCUUCUGUUUUUCUGAUUUCGGAUCUUGUCUCAAGGCUUGAAAUCUUCCUUCUAUCUCCGACUGGCAAAGAGUGGCAAUGGCUGGCUCCAAGGGAUCAGAGAGUGUUAAGAAUCUGAUGUACUCAGGAAAAAACGCUUUGCUCCCUCCAAAAAUUCCGUUUCCAAGUGUAUCAGCAUCGUAUACCGAGUAUAUCCCUUGUGGUUUGAUAGGUUCGAGGCACAGUCAGAAGCUUAGCCACGACAAAACGCACCACCAGAGAACUUCCUCUGAGAGCCAUUUGGUAGAAGAACUUCCAUUUUGGCUUGAUGAUCUUCUCAAUGAGCCAGAGAGUCCUGCUCGCAAAUGUGGUCAUAGGCGUUCGUCAAGUGACUCUUACGCUUACCUAGACGUUGCUAAUGCUACAAACAUAAGCUUGACUCUCCAAAAUAAUUUCAGCUACAGGAAUCCGGUUUCUUCUGUUCAAAGAGGAAUUCAAGGAUCCGAUCGUAGGAAAAACACUGAGGACGCACCUUUUUACGCUGAUGCUAGUUUUCUAAAACAGAAGAAUCGGCAGAGGGAUUCUUUGGUGGCGUCUGGGGCUCGUUCUUGUUGGCAGCUACCGUCUGCUCGAGAGAAUGUUGGUGUAAAAAACAUGGGAGCAUCGUAUAUGUCUCAAGAAGCAACAGCAGAAACAAUGAACUACGCAGAUGACCCAAAAAGGUUCUCUUCUGAGGAAAACAAUUCCAGUCCUCAGCCUGUGACGUAUGAGUUUGACAAUAUAAAACGAGCCAAACAGCAAUUUGCACAACGAUCACGGGUCCGUAAGCUCCAGUACAUAUCUGAGCUAGAAAGAAAUGUACAAGCAUUGCAGGCAGAAGGCUCCAAAGUUUCAGCUGAGCUUGACUUUCUCAAUCAGCGGAAUCUUAUUCUGAGUAUGGAAAAUAAAGCUCUUAAGCACCGCCUUGAAAGUAUAGCUCAGGAUAAGCUGAUCAAACAAUUGGAACAGGAGGUGCUGGAAAAUGAGAUUGGAAGACUACGAGCUCUGUAUCAGCAACAACAACAAGAACAACAAGCUCAUAAACCAUCAGCAAAUAACGGACGCGCUACUAGCAAAGAUCUCGAAUCUAAGUUCUCAAGUCUUUCCCUCAACACCAAGGAUACCAAUUGUAGGCGUGACUCUGUAUCUGUGAUGGGUCAAUUCCACUUUUAGUCAAUGUCUCUCUAUCUACCCAUCGGUUCAUUAGAAGGGCCUGGGGUUUCAAGCAAGAUCAGGCCCUCAUCUAGUGUCUCGUAAUACUCUCUCACCGAAGACAUUUUAACUCCUCGGUCAUCGUUGACAAGUAAACUCACCAGUGCACCUGGUUCCAUUUGCCUGAAAACCUAUGUUAAUUCCAGCAGAUGGCUUGCCUGAGGUGGUUUAGUUCGGAGGUCCGACACCUGGACUUCUUUUAUCUGGUGAUUGUAGUGAUAUGAGACCGGUUAUAUCGGACCCGGUCAAAAUAAAAACACUGAUCUGUGGAUUU
Eutrema salsugineum is the source of this 1641-nucleotide messenger RNA. RefSeq lists its product as uncharacterized. Lineage: Eukaryota; Viridiplantae; Streptophyta; Magnoliopsida; Brassicales; Brassicaceae. Gene Ontology annotation, biological process: regulation of DNA-templated transcription. The transcript has 5 exons. The record is from RefSeq and is a predicted model, not a curated record. Gene Ontology annotation, molecular function: DNA-binding transcription factor activity. Bases 216 to 1328 code for a protein of 370 amino acids.